AUGUCAAGCUCCGCAUUGAUUUCCCCGUCAACCACUCAACCGACAACCGUGCCCAGUACCCCGCCGAGUACUCCCCCUAUGUCUCCACCAACACCGGACAAUCCAGGAGACAGUACUGGUAAGGUUAUUGCGGGUUACUGGCAGGGAUGGAACAUGGGCAAGCCCUGUGCUACGAUGAAGCCGGAAGAAAUCCCCGUGGAAUCGCUUACGCAUCUCAUUUUCUCAUUUGGAUUUAUCGCGCCACAUACCUACAAAGUCCUACCUAUGCCGGAUACCGAAGAAGCCCUAUUCAAGCAGGUCACGGAUGUCAAAAGGAAGAACUCAAAUCUGAAGGUUUUAGUCGCUCUUGGGGGAUGGACACAUACUGACCCCGGCCCAUACCGGGAGGUAUUUACUACCAUGGUAUCUUCGCCUGCCAACCGUCAAACUUUCAUCACGAACCUACUCAGCUUCUUAACUCAAUAUGGCUUUGACGGUGUUGAUAUCGAUUGGGAAUACCCCGGAGCCGAAGAGAGAGGUGGCCGCCCAACCGACAAGGAGAAUUUCACGAAACUUCUGCAGGAGAUGCGACGGGUAGUCCAAAGCAAAUACGUUAUGACAUUUGCGGCACCACUGGCCUCUUAUUACUUGAGGAACUAUGACCUCAAGGGGGCAUCUGAGGCUGUGGACUGGAUCAACAUCAUGGCGUAUGAUAUCCACGGCACAUGGGAAAGAGAUAAAACGGCUGCCGGGCAUACAAACUUGACCGAUGUCAACAACGGGGUAGAUACUUACCUCCAGGCUGGUGUAGCACCAAAUAAACUUGUUCUGGGGACCGCUUUCUACGGUCGCAGCGUAAAAUUGGCAAGCGGAAGAUGCACACAGCCUGGCUGUCCAUAUAUCGGUCCAGGAGCUGAGGGACGGUGCGUCAGGACCGCAGGCUAUUUGUCUUACACCGAGAUUAAGGAUAUCAUAUCUGGCGGAGCGAAGCCAGUCUUUGACCGGGCUGGCUCUGUGCAGCACCUCACAUGGGGCGAGGACAACUGGGUCUCAUACGACGAUCCCCAGACGCUUAAGAUCAAGGUUGACUACGCCAGUAAAAAGGGAUUACGAGGGCUCAUGGCCUGGGCGAUAGAUAUGGACGACGAGCAAAGGAGUAUGACUAAAGCUUUGUCCGGUCAUUGA
Messenger RNA from Aspergillus pseudotamarii, 1164 nucleotides. Its product is annotated as glycoside hydrolase superfamily. Gene Ontology annotation, biological process: carbohydrate metabolic process. The transcript has 4 exons. NCBI's taxonomy places the organism in Eukaryota, Fungi, Ascomycota, Eurotiomycetes, Eurotiales, Aspergillaceae. Gene Ontology annotation, molecular function: chitin binding; hydrolase activity, hydrolyzing O-glycosyl compounds. The record is from RefSeq and is a predicted model, not a curated record. The coding region runs from base 1 to 1164 and encodes 387 amino acids.